AUGAGUAAUAACGGAUCACAAAAAAGAAAGGAUCUUGAAAAGUUCACUGUCAAUGAUGAUUUUGAAGGCCAACCAUUAAAAAAAAAACUUAAACUUGGAACAGAAAGCAGCAUUGCCAUGAAACUCAUGAGCAAGAUGGGAUAUAAAGAAGGAAGAGGGUUGGGCAAACACGAACAGGGGAUCUCCCAACCAAUUGAAGCCUCAAAACAAAAAGGCAAACGAGGGCUUGGACUAAAUUCUAAUAAAAAAGGACUUCAACCAUCAGAGGUUCAAUGGAAUUUUGAUGCUGAAGAAUUAGGCAAAUGUGAAGUCAUUGAUUGGUUGACCAAUCCAUCAUUCAUUUCAGAAAUAUCUCCUAAUUGGUUAGAGAAUGGACCAGUUAAACUGGCGUUAGACAACGAAACAAAGUUUUGCUCUGAAGAAACUUUAACUAGCAUCCUAGAGGGAAAAACAAUUUUUGACAGCGUUGAGCCCGAAGAUAUGAUGAAGGCUCGAACGAGGUCCAACCCCUACGAGACAAUUAAAUCUGCCUUCUUCCUCAACAGGGCAGCCAUGAAGAUGGCAAACAUGGACUCAGCAUUCAAUUAUAUGUUCACAUCGCCUACAAAUCCUGACAACAAAAAUGAGUCCCUAAUCGCCAGAGACGAACUCCUAACAUUCGCAGACAUCUGUGCUGGUCCCGGGGGCUUCAGUGAGUACAUUCUCUGGAGAAAAAAAGGGAUGUGUAAAGGCUUUGGUUUUACUCUAAAAGGAAAUAAUGAUUUUAAAUUAGAGGAUUUUAGUGCAGGGCCUCCUGAAAUGUUUGAGCCCCACUAUGGAGUGAAGGGUGCUGAUGGAGAUGGAGAUAUUUUUCAGAUGGACAACCAAAAAGAGUUUGAAGAAUUUGUCAGGUGGAGGACGAAUGGUCGAGGCGUGCAUGUUGUCCUGGCCGAUGGGGGAUUCUCUGUCGACGGCCAAGAGAAUAUUCAGGAGAUCCUCUCACACCGAUUAUAUUUGUGCCAGUUCCUGGUGGCUCUCUCCAUCUUGAGGGCAGGUGGAAAUUUUGUAUGCAAACUGUUUGACCUUUUCACCGAGUUCAGUGUUGGGCUAAUAUUUUUAAUGGCCCACUGCUUCCACCGAGUGAACAUUUUCAAGCCGGUAACUAGCAGGCCGGCCAACUCCGAAAGAUAUUUAAUAUGUGAGGGGCUCUUACAAACAGACCUCACUUCAGACAUAUUAGAUUAUUUCAGACUGAUAAACAGUAAGAUGGCAGCUUCAUAUUUGGGCGACAAAUCAUCUAACUGGAUGAUAAGAAGCAUAGUGCCUUGCAGAGACUUGACAUCGUCAGAGACAUUUUUUAAUUACAUCGUUCGAUCAAACAAUUUUUUAGGAGAGAUGCAGAAGAUAUCACUGCAUAAGAUUAAAAUUUUCGUUCAGAAUGUGAACCUCCACGAUCACAGACAAGCAGACGUCAGAAGAGAAUGCCUGAGUAAGUGGGACAUUCCAGAUGAGACAAAGACGAAAAACUUUGAUGAACAAAUCUCUGCCCACAAAUGUUACUGUUCCCUCGUGCGAAACACUUACGAUCUGCCGACAACUGCACUUACGUCGAGAAACAUUGACGACAUAAAAUGUCUUCGAGUUGUGAAGACAACCGUCGCUGCAAGCACGCAGAGGUGUCUGCUGCUGGCUGUCGAAAGGAAUCAGGUCUUCAUGAGGAACAAGACGACAUGGGAAAGGCUGGAGUACGUCACUUCAAUCCCGAAAAACACGCUUCUGGAUGUGGAGAUGGUUGAAGAACAACGCGGGGACCUCAGUCGAUUGAACAGGGGCGGAAUGAAAGUGAAAGUGAUCCACGUUUACGACGUGAUCACGUGGUUCGGCAAUGACGUCACGGGUCUGAACUUCGAAGAGAGACACAACCUCCUCAGACUCUUAAUCUCAGCCUCGACGAAAGUGACGCGACCACACGUGACGCCACUGCACGUGAAGCAAUACCACAACCUCGCAGACGUCGGGGAAAACAUCUUCAACAGGCUGCACUACGGUCUCGUGAAAGGAGGUGGCCAGCAUGCACCCAAGCUCCUACUACCAAUCACCGAUCCUGAAGACAACUUGCCAGCUCCCGCAAGCUCCACUUUCACUAACAACCGACGGGAUAGAUACAUGAUCCCACACGGAAUUUACCUAACGGUCAUAUGUCCACUUCCUUGGAUUAUCGGACAUAGCAAGUCAUCUAAGAAGGACUACUACUACCACGUACAUGAUAGAGUCUCGAGAUACGACAUGCCCGACGAUGCCAGAGCCACAUACGAAGUCUGCCUGAAGAAUACUUUCUACUGGACUUGGGCAGACGAGGUGAAGAUGUUGGAGAAGCAGGAAGUUAAGUCUAAACAGACGAAUAAUACAUUAGUCACAAAGGAGAUGUUUUUGGAAUUCGUCCAUAAGUUGUCCCGGCUAUGAUGAGUCUCAUCAUUCAGAUGUCUCUUUGUAAUCAUUAUUUUUAUUAUUAUUAUUAUUGUUAUUUUUCAAUUCGCAGAUUUCAUAUCCGUGUAUCUUAUCUAUUUUCAUUUAUGAAUUCAUUUUAGAAACUGUUUUUUUCCAUCUAAAUUGCCGUGUACAUAUGAAAAAAUUAAAAAGUUCGUUUGACGAAA
Messenger RNA from Helobdella robusta, 2633 nucleotides. RefSeq lists its product as hypothetical. Gene Ontology annotation, cellular component: cytoplasm; nucleus. The record is from RefSeq and is a predicted model, not a curated record. The transcript is spliced from 4 exons. Bases 1 to 2442 code for a protein of 813 amino acids. Lineage: Eukaryota; Metazoa; Annelida; Clitellata; Rhynchobdellida; Glossiphoniidae. Gene Ontology annotation, biological process: 7-methylguanosine mRNA capping. Gene Ontology annotation, molecular function: nucleic acid binding; methyltransferase cap1 activity.